ACAUUCGGGAGACAGGGAUUGUUCAGAGGCUGUGCAAAAUUUUCAACCGCAGAACGUCGAAAGCUUUUGGAAAGUUUGAAUCCAGAUCAGAUUGAAAAUAUACGAAGACUAAUUAUUACAGGAUAGCGUGAUACUGCAAUGGCUCUUUGCUGGAACGUUUUUGCUUCACUUUUGAUUGCGUACUGUGUUGCAUCGGCAGCAAUCGAUAAAGGAAAUCACAUUUCCAACCAAGUGGAGAAUCGUGUCACGCCUGAAUACAAAACUGAUAAAAAACCUGAACCGACUUCUCAGGUUGGAAAAAAUCGCGCUUUUUGUACACAAUGCCAGAUGGGAACGGUGGGUCAAGAUUGUUGGCCCAAUUCUGAUUUGUGCCGCACGCAAAGAUUUCAUGUCAAUUUUACACAAAGCUUUGAAGAGGCGCCUUCUGUGAUCGUCUCGCUGCAUAACCUUGAUGUCGACCAGAAUUUCAAUCUUCGUGUGAACGGAAUCGCCGUAAAUAUCACCUCUUCCGGAUUCGAUCUUUGGCAUAGAGCAUGGGCAGAUACAAAGAUCUACGGCCUUGGAUAUUCUUGGAUUGCUUGCCCAAAUUAAGUGAUGCCUAAAAAUGUUUCAUUCUAUACGCGUGAUUUACAACAUAAUCUUAAUUUUAAACGUUUGUAGAAUUUUAUAAUCUUUCACAGUUGGUUGUAACGCUUUUCAAAGA
Dendronephthya gigantea is the source of this 703-nucleotide messenger RNA. RefSeq lists its product as uncharacterized. Bases 139 to 591 code for a protein of 150 amino acids. Gene Ontology annotation, cellular component: protein complex involved in cell adhesion; phagocytic vesicle; cell surface. NCBI's taxonomy places the organism in Eukaryota, Metazoa, Cnidaria, Anthozoa, Malacalcyonacea, Nephtheidae. The record is from RefSeq and is a predicted model, not a curated record. Gene Ontology annotation, biological process: cell-cell adhesion. Gene Ontology annotation, molecular function: oligosaccharide binding; N-acetylgalactosamine binding; polysaccharide binding. The transcript has 5 exons.